Molecule: messenger RNA, 522 nt
Organism: Drosophila obscura
Lineage: Eukaryota; Metazoa; Arthropoda; Insecta; Diptera; Drosophilidae
Product: hepatoma-derived growth factor-related protein 2-like
Exons: 3
Coding region: 1-522 (173 amino acids)
Source: RefSeq, a predicted model, not a curated record
AUGGCACCACCAAACGAUACAGAUCACGUAGGCGUCGGGACCCGCACCGUCGGAGGCGCAGCAAGACCGGAAGCCAGCGACAGCGGCAGCGGGAGCACACGCAGCAGCGGAGCCACCGGCUGCGACGGCGGCCGGGAAGCCGGCGGCAGCGACGGAGACGCCGACAGAGGCACCUACACCGGCAGCGGCAGCGACGGAGGAACCGGCAGCGACAGCGUCGAAGAACCGGCAGCGGACACGGAAACAGCGACGCCCGCAGCGCGGCCACCAGCCGAGGCCAUACGGAGGAGCCAUAUGGAACAGCAGCACAGCCGGCGAGCAGCAGCAGAGGCGCGACGCGAGGAGGAGCGGCGACGCGGGGAGGAGCGGCGACGCGAGGAGGAGGCCCGAAGGAAGGCAGCAGAGAAGGCGCAAAUGGAGGCGGCGCUGAACAAGGUCAUAAUGCGGGAGGCACGGGACGCCCUGCAGCGGCAGAUGGAGGCUGCGCGGCUCGUCGCCACGACGGCAGGAAUCACCGAAUGA